This is a messenger RNA of Solenopsis invicta (red fire ant), 1551 nucleotides long. RefSeq names its product GTPase Era, mitochondrial. Gene Ontology annotation, biological process: ribosomal small subunit assembly. The record is from RefSeq and is a predicted model, not a curated record. Lineage: Eukaryota; Metazoa; Arthropoda; Insecta; Hymenoptera; Formicidae. Gene Ontology annotation, molecular function: rRNA binding; ribosomal small subunit binding; GTP binding. Gene Ontology annotation, cellular component: mitochondrial matrix. The transcript is spliced from 3 exons. Bases 474 to 1499 code for a protein of 341 amino acids.
UCCUCAACGCCAUUUGAAAAUAGAAUCACCAUACCACAGAAAGUGAUAUAUGCAACGCUCAUGACAAGUUUUUCGCAAAUCAACAACUUAAUUACAAUCCAUAUUAAAUUUAAUGAAAUUCUAGAAUUACAGUCACAAUAGAAGUAAAAUUGUCACGAUACUGUGGAAUCAGAAGUCGACAGUCGAGAGCAAGAAAUUGCUCACGUAAACAUAACCUACAAAAGUUACGGUGUAACAUUUUGGAAACAUACCGUUUGUUUUUUGUUCCUGAAUUCUCUGAAUUAGUGUGCACUUAAAAUGAAAUAGAUGUUUGAAAGUUAGUGAAAGCAAAAAGGAACGUUCCAGUGCAGUCUAGUGCAGGAAUAGAAAAUAGAAAACAAGCCUAAUAAAAGAAAAAUUGAAGAAACGUAAUUGCGAAGAUACAUUCGACGUGCAUAUGUAAUUUUCCAAGAUCCCCUCUUAAACAAAUCAAAAUGUUAUUUACGAUCGAGAGGUAUGCGAUUCGUGCGACUGUGCGAUAUUUACAACGAUGUUUCACAACUAGCGUUGAUACUUUGGCGAACAAUCCGCAAGAAUUUCCUGUACAAUCCAACGAAAAUGUUACGUCGAUACGUCAUGAGGAUCAGAAGUCUCUGAAGAUUGCUUUUCUAGGUGCACCGAAUGUCGGAAAGAGCACACUCAUUAAUCAACUUAUUAAGCGAUCGGUGUGUCCUGUGUCCUGCAAGGUACAUACUACAGAAACCAAAGCACAUGGAAUUUAUGUUGAAGGUGAUACUCAGCUGAUAUUCAUGGAUACUCCUGGUAUGGUCUCCAAGAAAGAAUGUGAAAAGUUUAAAUUAGCUAAGAGUUUCAAGGCAGAUCCGAAGACUUCUCUACAUACAGCAGAUAUUGUGGGAAUUGUGCAGGAUGCAGACAAUAUAUACACCAGACACAAAAUUGAUCCAAACUUAUUGGAGCUUUUGACUGAAGAUAUAAAAAAUAAAAUUCCUAUAAUUCUUAUCAUUAAUAAAGUAGACAGAUUGAAAAAGAAGGAAAUAUUAUUGGACUUUGUGAACACUUUGACCAAGAGCAAGAAGUCUCCAAGUUUCUAUGAUAUAUUUAUGAUAUCUGCUUUGACUGGGGAUGGAGUUAACGAUUUGAGGUCUUAUUUGUUGGACACGGCUAAACCACGAGCAUGGGAGUACGAAGGACAUGUUUAUGUUGACAAUACUUGCGAAGAUAUAAUGCGACAGACUGUGCGGGCAAAGCUGCUGGACAUUCUACCGAACGAGAUUCCUUAUCGUUUAAAGGUGAAGUUGGAACACUUUGAUCCAGCACCCGACGACAGUAUCAAGGCGCUAAUAUCCGUCACGUGUCCGAACAAGCGUAUUGCUCGUCUACUAACGCGUGGCAGUAAUAAUAGAAUAGGUCAAAUCGCCGUCAUGGCCGAGGAGGAAUUGCGGCACGCUUUUCGAACAUCCGUGAGAUUGAAACUAGUCGUUCAGCCAUCUCCAAUGUAAUUUAGCUUAUAAGUGUUAUUUGUAAAAUAAAGUUAAAUGUUUAUAAGAUUAA